Molecule: messenger RNA, 3894 nt
Organism: Anopheles marshallii
Lineage: Eukaryota; Metazoa; Arthropoda; Insecta; Diptera; Culicidae
Gene: kibra
Product: protein kibra
Exons: 8
Coding region: 1-3894 (1297 amino acids)
Biological process (GO): negative regulation of organ growth; regulation of DNA-templated transcription; regulation of hippo signaling
Cellular component (GO): cytoplasm
Molecular function (GO): kinase binding; molecular adaptor activity
Source: RefSeq, a predicted model, not a curated record
AUGCCAAAAAGCUCCAGCAACGCAGAUCUACCACUCGGCUGGGAAAUUAAUACCGACUACGAUGGCAAGGUUUACUUUAUCGAUCACAUCAACAAGAAGACGACGUGGAUCGAUCCGCGUGACAAGCAUACGAAACCGGAAACGUUCGCCGACUGCAUCGGGAACGAGCUGCCAUUCGGGUGGGAGGAAAGCUACGAUCCACAGAUCGGUACCUACUACAUCAACCACAACACGCAGACGACCCAGCUCGAGGAUCCACGGCUGCAAUGGAAGAGCAAGCAGGACGAGAUGCUGCGGGAGUAUCUCUGCUCCGCACAGGACACACUGGAGGCCAAGAAGGAGAUACUGAGCGUGAAGACGCAACGGCUCCAUCUCGCGCAGGAGGAGUACAACCAUCUGAAUGCGCUCGCCGCAAGCCGCACUAGUCUGUGCUCAUCGACGAGUUCCUGCAGCACCAAGUUUGAUCCGGAGCUGCUGCGGGCGGAUCUGGCCAUCGCGAAGGAGCGUGUGUUCCGGCUCAAGAAGGAACUGUCUCGCAUACAGAAGGAGAUGCACAGCACGCAGAAGGGUGUGGACACGUUGGCCAGCGUGGAACAAAAGCUCAAUGCACACGUGAACGGUUGCUACAAUAUUAGUGAAGCGCAAGCCAUUAUGGAGGAGGUGAAAAAGAUACAGAAGUCGCUCAUUACCGGCGAGCGGGAGAAGAAGGAACUGAUGAAGAGCUUAGCCCAGGUGAAGGACGAUCUGACGCGGUUGCAGCUGCGCCAGGAAAGCCCGGACGCAUCCACCUUCAACCUGGCCCAGGAUCGCAUCUGUGCCGCGUCCCAGACCGACCUAUCCUCCGAACACUUCCCGAUGGGUGCACGUGAGAUGGCAAAGAUGCGGCAGCGGUACGACGAGUGGCGCCGGCGCGUGAAGGAAAUCCAGGAGCAGCUGGCAGCGCUGGAGGAAAAGAUACGGCCCGGUGAGCUGGAAUCCGACCAGGACCGGUUGCUGCUGUUCCAGGAGAAGAAGCAACUGUUGCUGGAGUACCGUAGCAUUACGCCGAAAUCCCGUUCGCCGACGGAGAUGCGCAGGAUUCAGAGCGUUUGCCGUCAGCUCGAGGCGGACCUGAACAUGGCGUACGAGGAAUCGAACCAGUGCAUUGCGAACCGGUUGAAGUUGCACGAGGAAAAGCAGGCGCUGCUGCAGCAGCUGCUGGAAGCGCUCAAGGAGUUUACGCAUCUGGAGCAUCAGCUGAAGUCGCUGUCGGCGAGCACGCUGUCGAUUAGCAGCAGCUCCAGCCUGGGAUCGCUGUCGACCGCAUCCAGCAAGGGUUCGCUGAGCGGGCUCAGCUUCACCGACAUCUACGGCGAUCCGUUGUCGGCCGAGCCGCAAAUCGAUAUGGUCGAUAUGAACCGGCGCGUUCAACGGUUGUUCCAUCCGAGCUCGGAAGUUUCGUCGCUAUCGCCGCGCAGCAGUCUCUCCACCGAAACGCCACCUGCGUCACCGAUGAAGCUUGACUGGGUGGCAGCUGCAGCGGUCGCGGCUGCGGCAGCACUAUCGUCCGGUAAUCCAACCACAUCGUCAUCAGCUGUUCACGCUGCCAUUACCACUGCCAAGCUGGUCGGUCCUGGGGUUUCCACCGUUGUGCCUAGCUACGGGCAGCCGUCCGCAUCGGGCGCUGUACCGAGCUACGCCGUUGCGACGGCCUCCACGAGCACAGUGGCAUCCAACGCCGUUUCCUCCACAUCCGAUUAUAAUCUCGACCGGCAGCGGCUAGAGGAGCAACUGCAGGAGCUAAAAAUCCGUCAGCUGGGCAUCGCCGGUGGACCGCUAUCACCGAUCUACGAAAAGCCACCCUAUCUAGAACCGGCCGCCCUGCUCAGCCGCUCGUCAUCCACUUCCAACACGCGGUCCGUUUCGACGACGGUGAGCGACGAAUCAGUGGCGGGUGAUUCGGGCGUGUUCGAAGCGUCCCGUGCACCACCCGCCCUGCAAACGAAGGAAUGCGCCCAGGUGCAGAUUGGGCUGCGUUACGCCACCGCCGAUACCGCUCUCUGCAUUACAAUCGAGCGUGGUAGCAAUUUGGGUGCGCUUGGUCCACCGGCCGGCUGUCAAAUAUUCAUCCGCGCCAUGCUGCUACCGUCCGGUUCGGGUGGCAGUGGGCCCGGGUUCGUGCGUACCGGCACGGUAACGGAUUGGGUGCGGCCACUGUUCAAAACGAUGCUGGUGGUACCGCUGCCCCUCGACAAGGUGUACGCUAAAUCGCUGCACGUGAAGGUGAUGGUGCUGGUCGGGCAGCGGGAGGACUGGAUCGGUAGCACACAGAUCAGCCUGGCGGAGUUUAAUCCGGCCGAUGCGACUACCAGCCGCUGGUACAACAUCGUUAGCCGGAAGUCGAUGAACGAGUCGGAGCUGCUGGAGGGUUGUGCUGGUGGUGCACGGGAAGAAUCGUCCGACGAGUCGACCAUCAUCUCGUCCCAAACAUCCACACUGACGCGGAACCAGGGACAGGAUGAGCUGCAGGCCGUGCUGGAGAUGGUGUACGACGAACUUUCGAACGACGAUGAUGAUGAAGACGACGAGGAGGAGGAGGAGGAGGAAGAGGAUGAUGACGACGAUGAAGAGGAGGAGGACGAGGAGGAGGUGUAUAAGGAUGAAGGCGACGAGGAACGGCAAGCUGGUUUACCGACGAUGGGGUUGGGGUGCCGUCGGCGCAACAAACAUCUGCAACGGAUAGUCCAUUCCGUGGAGGAAGAGGACGAAGGGGAGGAGCAUCAGAAGCUGCAGGAGGAGGAGGAGGGCUGUGCGUCCGCGGAGGCUACCGAGCUGAUGAUACAGGAGUACAUGAACAGCGUAAAGGAGGGACAAUGUAGCGGUGAUGGUGGCAGUGGAGAUGACGGAGAUGAUGGCGUACCACAAGCACCGCCCGUGCAGCGGGUGGACAAAGAAACCAACACCGAAUGUGCCUUUUUGCCGGAACGGAGCCGCAGGCGGUUCCCCGACCCGAACGGUCCAACGCGCUCCUCCACCAUCGAGGAGGGUUCGGUCGUGGAUGAUCGGUUGGUGAAACGAUCGCAAACUUUCUCACCAAGUGCCGUAGCUAGCAAAGCCCGAUACAUCUGCCGGUUAAACCGGAGCGAUUCCGAUUCGGCCAUGCACUUCAACAAUCAAGUGACACCCCACCCGUUCAAGCGUGGUUCGGUCGAACGACGGUCCCUGCGCUACCACAACCGUGUAUCUAAGAUUUAUCACAAGAUGCAUCCGGCAGUGCCACGCACCAGCCUUGAUCUCGAGCUCGAUCUGAAAGCGCAGCAAACGAAGCUGGAAACGCUGACGGACGAGAUCGGGCGGUUGCGAGAGUUGAAGCAUCGGCUCGAACAGGCGCGGGACAAUAACGACGUAAAGGUGGCGGCCUGGGCCCUCGAGAACGAGGACUUCCUUCGGCUGGUAAAGACGGUAAAUGCCGUCACGCCGGAGGAGCGUCAGCUCGCGAAGCUGCUGAUGAAGACGUCCAAGGAGAUAUACAAGCUGCGCAAAACGAAAGUCGGCAAGGGCAAGCUCGAUUCGAUCUCGUUCAAGGAAAAGAUGGCGUUCUUUACGCGUCGCGGUGUAUCCGUACCGGAGCUACCGUCGGAAAUAUUCCCUGGCACGGCUACCGCGCAACCGGGUGCGACGUCUUUCGCACACCAGCUAGAUCCAACCAUGGAUUUAUCCGCGAGCAGUGGUUUAGAGCGGGAUAGGGAAGAGUGUGGUGGUAGCACAACGCCAACCAAUACGGAGUUGAUGCCGACGGCUACGAUCCCAUCGUCACCGGCAACGACAGAUAUCGGCACCGGUACGGAUCCGGAAACGGAUCCAAAUGCCUUCUCCUACAGCGACGUAGACCGCACGUACGGUGUGGAGGUGUGA